CCAUUCCAGUUGAGGGAAGGGAACCAAUGGGCGCCACCUUGAAUGAGGGCAAAGGCCUCUCCCUCCCUGUGCCGCUGCUGCUGUCGGUGCCGCCCCAACCAUUAAGGCCGCAGAGGCGCCGGGGUCGCGUGGCCCUUUGGCGCGGGAAACGGCCGAAACCUCGCGGGAGCGGAGGCUGGGGCCGUGGAAAGGAUGCCAAAGAAGAAGCGGAAGAUUGCAGAUAGGCUUGAUCCACAGGGCCAGAAUCAAGAAGAAGAAGACUCAAGAAAACUAUCAGAUAUCAACUUGAAGAGCAGUUUUGUAGAUGCAUGCAUUGUUAUAUCUGAUAGUGAUGGAGAGCAAGAGUCAAAAGAGGAACACAGCCUGCAGAAGAAGAGAACAAAGCAGAAGCUGGAUAGAGCGAAGUUUGCAGCAAAAAGAAAUAUUGCACAAAUGACAGAAGAUGAGCAGUUUGCUCUGGCUCUAAAAAUGAGUGAGCAAGAAGCCAUGCAAUUGAACUCCCAAGAAGAGGAGGAGGAAGAGCUUCUGAGAAAAGCUAUUGCAGAGAGCCUAAGUAGCUGCCAGCUUCCUGAAUCUUCUGCUGCAGCUGCUGUGCCUCUCCUUUCUCCAGCACCAGGGUCUCCAGCACAAAGCCAUCCAGCUGAACAGGAGGAUCCUGAGCCCCUUGCAGCUGUGCCGCCUUGCACCCACUCUCUUUGCUUCGGGUGCAGUUCUCUCUCACCCAGCAACCCAGAUGAUGAAAAUGGACAGGCAGAUGUCGCCAAGAGGCCCUUCGUAGUACUAACGAGGUUAAGCCAGGAGAUCGUGGAAAGCUCGCUAGUGUCUAGCAUAAUUGUAUCUCCAGGGAAGAGCCAGCCUUUUGCAAGGUCAAAUGAAAACCCUUCCUCACCAGCAGGGAGCAGUUCCAGUGACACAUUACUUACUCAAGGAGAUGACAUGCCUAUUACCUUGAGUCCCACUUUUCCCCAAAAGCAGUCGGGCGUUUGGCCCCUGGUGCCUCAAAGACUGUUUUCAGGAAGGUGCAACAACCUGUCAAAGCCAACAAAUGAGCAAUUCCAGAGUUGCUCAGAAAGAGACUCCCUUGCUGGUUGCUCACAAGACCUCGGCAUCCUGGACCACCCUAACCAUCAGGAUUCUCAUCUUGAACAUCGUUUUGGGCCUAGCAAGAAGGCAUUUCUUUCAAGUGGGCCUGUGCAAAAGACUGGCACAUCUGAAAACACCACACCAGUUUAUUCACUUCAUAUGGCUGAUAAGGAAUCCCAAAAAGAAGAAAAAGACAUGGUGCACUAUUACUGGGGUGUUCCCUUCUGCCCAAAAGGCAUAGAUCCCAACAAAUAUACCCAAGUUAUUCUAUGCCAGCUUGAAGUUUACCAGAAAAGCCUGAAGCAGGCUCAGAGGCAGCUCCUGCAGAAGAAGGCCUUUGGGGAGCCCGUGGUUCCCAAUUCAGGUUCCUUGAGGCAAAUUGAACAUGGAAAGGAGGAGGAUGUUUUUAGGAGGAGGGAAAGUACAGAUGAGCAGGAAGGAUGUGAUGCUGAUGAGAAAAAGGAGCCAGAGCGUACUGCCUGGCUUCCAUCGUCAACAAAUGGAGAGAUUAACAAAAAUCCAGAGAAGAACGUAAGGCAGGCAAGAAAUUAUGAGGGUGAAGAUCAGCCAACAAGUGGCUCUUCUCAGGCCUCCCAAGUAUUGUUUGCAGAAGAUGUGCGUGAAGAGAGAGAGCCCAUGCAGAUAACACAGAGCAUUUCUGCCUUGACCCCCCUGGACAGUAAGAGAAGCCCAGAUAUUUCCACAGAGAAUCGUGCUGAGGAAGAGAUCACUGUUUGCCCUGAGACCCAGCCGAGUCCAUCGCAAGCUAUCGAGCCCGAGAGCAGAGAAAUCCAUUCAUCCAGCAAAGAUGUCUCUCUGCAGGCAGAUGCAGAGGAAGAUGUUGCAGAGAACAAGUCUGUCCAGACUCCUCCAUUUGAAGAUCUCAUGUCAUGUCCUCUUUGCGAUCACAGAUUCCCCAUUUCAGAAAUUGAGCUACAUGCCAUGAAUUGUAAUGGCACAGGAGGAGAUGCAAAUGAAGAUGCUCCAGUGAUGACCCGACAACAGAAAGAAGCCAAGAGUAAAGUUGCCAUUUCAAAAAAAACACCGGAAUCUGUAGACAUUGACAAGUCUGAGAAGUGUUAUAUCUGUAAGGCUCUGGUGCCUUGGAAAGCAUAUCAGAGACAUGUUGAUGGCUGCCUUAAGAGUCAGAAUAACAGUGGGGCUCAGGAGCGCCGGACACGGUUGCGACGGGGAAAGGAGGAGGGAAGAAGUGAAGGCCGACUCCUGAACAUAUUAGAGCAAUCCGAACACAAGGCUGCAGAUGGACCAACAGCACUUGAUGCAGAGGCUGCUGACACACCACCUAAAGGAGAAGACUCAAGCAUGGCCAAUACAGACAAUGGGGCUGAGUGCAGUCAGAACAUCUGGACCUCUUUCCCUCAAGCAGCUUGCAGUGAUUCUCCAAUCAAGUCUUUUACCUCCAUUUCUGAAGCCAAAGACUGCCUAGUGGACUUUAAAAAACAGCUGGCCAUUGGUUCAGGCAGUCGGAAACAAACCAAAACCAGUCUCAGGAGCAAGAAGAAAUUCUGAGUGUUGUGUAAUGGAUAAGAGACCUGAAAAGAGACUAUGUAGGAAGAACUGCUAUUCCUCUGUUCUUGCCUGGCAAGAAGAGCACAAUUCCCCACCCAGCUUCAGAUUCCCCUCUGUACAUUUUGUAUGAACUUUACAGAGAUUUGUCAUGUAUUGAAUAGAUUGUGUCCUUUAUAGAUGCAUUUGCAGCCUUGAUUUUCAAUUAGAAAAGACAGUGAAAUAUAUUUAUUCUGUUUUUA
This is a messenger RNA of Anolis carolinensis (green anole), 2852 nucleotides long. RefSeq names its product ubiquitin interaction motif containing 1 (gene uimc1). The record is from RefSeq and is a predicted model, not a curated record. Gene Ontology annotation, cellular component: BRCA1-A complex. Gene Ontology annotation, molecular function: histone binding; K63-linked polyubiquitin modification-dependent protein binding. The coding region runs from base 193 to 2613 and encodes 806 amino acids. Lineage: Eukaryota; Metazoa; Chordata; Lepidosauria; Squamata; Anolidae. Gene Ontology annotation, biological process: positive regulation of DNA repair; double-strand break repair. The transcript has 14 exons.